This is a messenger RNA of Phytophthora nicotianae INRA-310, 2043 nucleotides long. RefSeq lists its product as hypothetical. Gene Ontology annotation, biological process: calcium-mediated signaling. Bases 105 to 1421 code for a protein of 438 amino acids. The record is from RefSeq and is a predicted model, not a curated record. Gene Ontology annotation, molecular function: kinase binding; calcium ion binding. The transcript has a single exon. NCBI's taxonomy places the organism in Eukaryota, Oomycota, Peronosporomycetes, Peronosporales, Peronosporaceae.
UAUUCCAAGAUUCUCUGGGAAUGAUGAUCCGAUGUCAGGCUCUAUUUAGGUGCCGGCAAAGAUAGCUCCGAGUCCUUAGUGCAGGACCGAGUUCAUUCGACGCAAUGCACGAGCGCUCCAAUGUUUCGACGCCUCGCUUUGUGCGAGGAUAUCCGAAGCCGGAUUCUAGAAUGGUGGCUCCGUUCACGAAACUCGAUAUCUUCCCGAAUUCUCAGCCAUGGAAUGUGAACCGGCCCAUACAAAAGCCUGCACGUCGUCGCGGUCUCGCCUGCCUCCCGUUCAUAUUUACAAUGCCGUCUGAAGCGCUCGACAGCUCGGAUUUCAGACCAUCAACACCCGGAAGCUCCGCUUCGACGUUCCUGGAUGCCUUACGCAGACGAACACUGCUAGACUUAUCCUGUAUGAGGGAGUUCUCCCUACUACGCACCAAGCCACUACCAGAGCGAAACCUUUCGCGUUUAUCUGUCAGCUCUACCUACGACAUGCACACGGAACAAUUGCAUCUCCAGCAAUUCGCCAAGCCUCAAAACUUUAAAAAAGAUACCGAGAUCCGCAAAGUAUCGCCAGUAAAGCGACAAACUCCGCGAGUCGUCCAUACACACCGUAAACUUUCAACUGCAAGAGAACAAUUCAACGAGUUUACUCGCACAAUCACCGCUUCUCCACCAGCCAAAGUCCCUCAUAAGCCUCAAAAACCGAAAUCCCAACCUGUACGACCUCGAACCGAGUCGAUUCCUACCGCUCAUAAACUUUCCGUAGCUGAGCAACAUGGGUUCCUCCAAGAACAGGAUUUAGCCACUCUAAUGGCAGCUACAGGCUAUUCUCGUGCAGAGUUAUUUGCACGUUGGGCUCGCUUUAAAGCGUUGUGCUCCAUGGCUACGAACCCGCACGGUGUAGACAAGGAGACACUACGUCAUGGAGUACCGCAACUUUCCGCCGAAGAUCAGUUCUUCGUCGAUCGCGCGUUUGAUGUACUUGAUACUGACGGCUCCGGAGCUCUCGACUGGCCGGAGUUUAUCGCUGCACUUAGUGCACUUGAGAAAGGAGACUCCUCUCGAAGGAUUGACUUCUUGUUUCACGCGUACGAUAUCAAUGGAGAUGGCUACAUCCAGCGACAGGAGGUGCAGAUGUUCUUCUUGGCCAGUUUACUAGUUCCACAGACGCCGGAAGCUAUCGAUGUGGCACGACAUUUUGUAGACAAGAUUUUCAUUUCUCUCGGACGAGAACAAAGCGACUCGAUCCGAGUGGAAGACGCUAUGAAUUAUCUGCAUCAACAUCCAGCCACUGAUGCAUUUAAUAUUCUGGGACGUACAAUGGUAGCCACACCACCUUCAACCCCAGCUCCGUUAGGGAUCCGACCCAGGAGGAAACUCAUACGCGAAGAUCAGGAUACAAAGACUGAACUUGAAGAGACAAGUUGAUAAUCCCGAAUUUGAUAUGAUAGUUUAUUGAUCUUCAUACUCCGAAGUCGUUAAUUCGUUCCGUCUCGGCGCCAUUGGCUGUCAUAAACAUCAUAUGCACGUUAAGAAACAAUCAUAAAACACGAUGAGCAAACGCCGAACUUACCACGCCCCUGUUUCCAUCAUAUUGCUGAAUGUUGCGGAAAUUCUUGUCAGACGCGAAGUGGUUCCGUGCUCGAGGUGGAGAUCGAGUUAUAGCUUCCCAUACUUGUUGCUUCUUAGUCGACGGACAUUGUCGUAUAUGAGCUUUUGGUGAGAUAGAUAUAGCUGUUCGCUCAUUGUCGGAAUCUUUUUGAACCUUGAAUGCUACGUGCUUGCGAUGUGGACUAGCUUUGAUUGGAGACACGACAGGGAUAACUGGUAACCUGUACGAGUCUUCGUUGCUGGAUAAAUCUCUGGCUGCUGUUCGGACAGGAGAGAAGGGCAUUUGACCUUUGUUUGUAUCGGUAUCGUCGAACGCUGUGCUGUAGUUAUGAAGGUGAAGGCGCGAGUUGCGGCUUGGAUUUCUUCGAGGCCCUCGCUUUUCAAUACCGCGUACAACCGCACUCACCCCGACAGCUAAACGCGACGAGUCUAGUUGGGG